UCCCCGGCCGAGGAGGGAUCACGUGACCCCCAAGAAGAGGAAAAGGAAGUGUCCCCGGCGCCGGCUCUGCUGUGUUUUCUGAUGCGGUCCGGAUGGAGGGGAGGCCGGCGCCUCAGGGAGAGGAAGCGGAGGGAGAGCCCCUCCUCGUGGCAGAGCUGAAACCAGGGCAGCCUCAACCAUAUGACUGGAAAUCCAGCUGUGAGACUUGGAGUGUGGCCUUCUCCCCGGAUGGUGCCUGGUUUGCUUGGUCUCAGGGCCACUGUAUUGUCAAGUUGCUUCCCUGGCCAUUGGAAGGGAUAGAGCCGAUCUGCAAAACUUUAGAGUGCAAGAGCCAGUACCCAAAAGCAGAGGCCAAGGGCCGAGGCGGCUCCAACGAGAAGACCUUGGAAUGUGGGAAGAUCGUCUGGGGCCUGGCCUUCAGCGCUUGGAUUCCUAGCCACCCAAGGAAACACAGCCUGCAGGGGCCAAGUGCUUCCUGUUUGGUCCUGGCCACAGGAUUGAAUGAUGGACAGAUUAAAAUCUGGGAGGUCCAGACAGGUUGUUUGCUGUUCAACCUCUUGGGGCAUCAAGAUGUGGUGAGGGACCUCAGCUUCGUCCCUGGUGAGAGCGGUUCAGUCCUGGUCUCUGCCUCCCGCGACAAAACCCUGCGCGUCUGGGACCUGAGCCAGAAUGGGAAGCAACUGAAGGUGCUGUCCGGACACGUCCAGUGGGUCUACUGUUGCCGCAUCUCUCCUGAUGGCCAGAUGCUGUGCUCUACUGCUGGAGAGAAGUCGGCUCUCCUCUGGAGCAUGCGCUCGUACAGCCUCCUCCGAAGACUAGAAGGCCACCAGGGCUGCGUUGUGUCCUGUGACUUCUCCCCAGACUCCGCACUUCUUGCAACGGCCUCCUAUGACACAUUUGUGAUACUCUGGGACCCCUGUACGGGGGAGCAGCUGAGAUCCCUCUGCCACUUUCCUUUACAGCCCAUUCACGACCACAACAGUGACUUCCAUUCCAACUCCCUGCGAUCUGUGUGUUUCUCCCCCGAAGGCCUCUAUCUUGCAACUGUGGCAGAUGACAGGCUCCUGAGGAUUUGGGCUUUAGAGCUUGGGAGCCCAGUUGCCUUUGCCUUGGUGAAGAAUGGCCUGUGUUGCACCUAUUAUCCACAUGGAGGGAUUAUUGCCACUGGGACACGAGAUGGCCAUACCCAGUUUUGGACAGCCCCCCAGGUCCUGUCCUCCCUUAAGCACCUGUGCCGCAAAGUGCUCCGGGGAUGCUACACAACUCACCAAGUCACGGCACUGCCCAUUCCAACGAAAAUGAAGGAGUUUCUCACCUACCGGACUUUGUGAGACUAACUGGGUUGAUGGAGACAUCCUGUUGGUGACUGGCUGAUUUGAGCAGGAUGGCAACUUGCCUUUUUGAGACUGGUGCAAUGACGUUGUGCUCUGCAGCACAGUAAGGGCCAAAGUCUCAUUUUCUUUUGUGGGAGAGUUGUGUGUAAGGAAACAUUAAUUUGCCCAGGGAUGUAGCUAUGCUUGUUGGGCACAGGAAACCUCAAAUCUCAUUUUCACCAGCCCUAAGCGGAUUGGUCUUCAGCAUAUUUCACUUGGAAUUGCCAUAGUUGUAAAUUUCUCCAGAACCUUUCUGCAUUUAACACACUCUUGUACAUGAGUGUGGAGGGAAGAAGCGGCUUCUGGUUUGAGCAAACUUUCAACGAAACUUUGUCCUUUCUAGCUGAACAUUAUGCACGUAGUUUUCACAGAAGAUGAAGGCCUCCCUUUGCUAGUGGACAAAGCUAUCCACUCUGAGCUUUUCAUUCCCCAAUCUUCCAGAAAAGUUGAUCUUAUCAGUGUCAACUUAUCAGAUUUCGACACGCUUGGAGGGCAUUGUGCCAUUUUGUGUGGCAUAGGAUCUUUGAGUUGGCUCUCAGGUUAGUCACAGCGUCACUUGCAGAUGCUCUGGUUGGCCAGCUAACCCUGCAGCACUUCUCUCAUUUGCUUUGAGGGUGAUGUAUUGCAGGAAGGAAAGGCAGACAAUGAAGAUCCCAAACAAAAUGCCCUUCUAGUAAGGAUUGGCCCAUGUAGAGGGCUAUACCCCAUUUUGAGCACCCUUCCCAUUACAAAAUUUGAGGGGAUCUUUUAUUUUUUUUUGCCCUCUAGUCUGCCAAUAGUCCCCUUCUCAAAUUCUUGUGGUCUCUGCUAGAUGAAUUUCAAUGUUGUCAGUGAUCGCCACUUUUCACUGGGACAGUGUCUCUGUCUUACUGAAAGUCUUGUGUCACAUCUUCUAGAAUGUAAGCCCUCUUUCUGCCCACUUAUCCCUGCCUUUGUUAUUUUACCCACUAUUUUACUUCACUAGCUUGCAAGGUCUUGCUAUCUUGGCAAAAGGGAUGAAAAUGUAGAUUACUUUGCAUUGUGCCCUGGCUCUAAGAGCAGCGGCUGAGCAAAAUGGCCACCCCUAGAGCAUCAGUCAGCUUUAAGGCACAGGGCUUUCCUGCUCGUCUCAGGAAGGUGUGAAGUGUUACUAUUUUGUGUGCGUUAUGCCUCCCAACAACCCAGGAAAGUCAACACUGAAAGCCUAUCCUACUUGAAUAUGCCUCAUACAUCAGGACCCCUAAACGGAAAGUAAUUCCCUGUUGAGGUUCCAAGAUAAACAUGUUUGUGGUACCACAUUGAUGUUGGGCCUCCAUUCCCGACUUUUAUGGACAUUGAUAUGGUGUAGAUCAGGCAUCCUCAAACUGUGCAGUCCCAGCUGUUUUGGUCUUCAACUCCCAGAAUUCCUGACAAUUGAACAAGCUUGUUAGAGCUUCUGGGAGUUGGGGGCCCAAACAGCUGGAGGGUUGCAGUGUGAGGAUGCCCUCAAGCUGUUCCCAAUUUAUGCCAAUCCUAUCAUCAGAUGCUCUUGGAAGGGGUUUUUGUUCUUGCCUUCCUCUGAGGCUGAGACAGUGUGAGCUUACCAAGGGCACUCAAAGGGUUUCUGUGGCCAAGUUCGGAUUCAAUGCCAAGUCUCCUGCACAUUUAGUCCAACACCACUCUGGCUGUCCAUGGGAUUGGGUGGAAAUGAUUGAUUACUAUUUUAUAAUACAGGCAUAAAACCACUGUGACCCAGUGCAGACCUCUUCACUUUGUACCAUGUCCUUGCUUUCAAUGAGCUGUGCAACUAGUCUUGAUGCUCUUGUGCCACUUUUGAAAUGACACUGCUGAAGAUGGAUCAGAAAGUGCUGGUUGAUUAUGUUGAAAACAAAUGAUUCACUGUUGAUUUUUUUUUUCAGGUUAUAGUAGCUAGAGGUGACAGCCCUGCUUUUUUGUUUGUUUUGUUUUAAUAUACGUCAAUAGUCUCUCUCUGUAAUAAAGAAGUACUUAGACUGGA
Anolis sagrei ordinatus is the source of this 3348-nucleotide messenger RNA. RefSeq names its product WD repeat and SOCS box containing 2 (gene WSB2). Gene Ontology annotation, molecular function: protein binding. The record is from RefSeq and is a predicted model, not a curated record. Gene Ontology annotation, biological process: protein polyubiquitination; intracellular signal transduction. Lineage: Eukaryota; Metazoa; Chordata; Lepidosauria; Squamata; Anolidae.